AUGGCUGCCUUCAUCCCGGGGCAGCCCACUGCCGCGUCCGCCAUCGCAGAACACCUGUCGACCCCGCCAACCCUGUCCCGCAUUCCUCUGCUCCGACAGCGCAUCCUCAAGGAGCGCACCCAGCUCCAGCAGACCCUCGGCUCGCGCGCAAAGGACCAGGUCGACCUCGUCAAGCAGGGCCUCGCAGGCCUCCGCGACGCCAAAACCGCUGCAGAACAGCUCAAGGAGUCGCUCAGAGAAGUAGAGCACCUCGUCGCAGACCCGCGCGCCCACAUCCACGGCUUUGGCAAGCUCGUCGAGGUCUCGAUCGUCCACCGUCGCCUCACCCAGACGCUCGAGAUCGUCAACUCGCUGCGGUCCAUGUACUCGCGCCUGUCGCACCUCUCGGACCUCCUCUCGGCCGACCGCGCCGACCCUCUCGGUCCCUCGCCCAACCUCCUCCCGAUCCACUACCACCUCACCGAGCUCGAAACCUUUCGCAACGAGACGCUCGCCCAGGCCAAAAAGUCGGGCGCGUCGUGGGGCUCGACCUCGAACGCGCUCGCGGCCGCCGCCGCGUCGUCGACCGCCUCGCCCGACCCGGACGCGCCCGCCGCCCACCAGCUCGCGAGCCUCGCGAGCACGCGCGAGACGCUCGAGCGCUACUUUGAGCGCCUCGGCGAGACGAUCGAGGCGUUCGAGGCCCACUUUUUCCGCCUCGCGCGCGAGCUGCUCGCCCUCGCGCGCGCCGGCAACAGCGGCGUCGCCGUCCGCCUGUGCAAGGUCGCCGAGGUCGAGGGCGCGCGCGACCAACGCGCGAUCGCGAUCCGCAUGGUCAAGAAGGCCGGCAACGUCGACGUCGCGGCCCGGUUCCGCUCGCUCCAGGCCGACGCCCGCACGCUCAAGCACUACCGCGCCCGCGUCCUCGACGCCAUCCGCGAGGGCUGCCGCACCGACGUCGAGAAGAGCUAUCGCCGCGCCGGCGAGGACGGCGUGCGCUGGAUCGAUGAGCUCGAGUGGGUCUUUGACGACAUCGUCACCGUGCGCGACCUCCUCGUCGACAAGUUUCCCGCCGACUGGAAGAUCGAGCAGGUCUACGUCAAGGGCUACCACAAGGCGCUGUACGACUUUGUCGCGACGCUCGUCAAGAACGAGCCCGACCCGGCGACGCUCCUUCGCCUGUCGCAGUUCACCAAGGAGUACACCAAGACGAUGACCAAGGACCUCGGCGUCGACCCGGCGUGGCUCGAGCCGCCGCUCCUCGACGGCAACGAGGGCGCCCUCCUCGACGACUACCUCGGCGUCAUCACGAAAAAGAUGGACGAGUGGACCGCCAACCUGUUCAAGGGCGAGUCGCGCGACUUCCUCGAGCGCGCCGAGCCGCCCGAGACGGACCCGGACGGCUACUACGGCAUGCAGGGCGCCGUCAUCCUGUUCCAGAUGCUCAACCAGCAGGUCGACCUCGCGCUCGACUCGAACCAGGCCGCCGUCCUGUCGCGCGUCGUCGACGAGGCCAACCGGGUCAUGCGCGGCGUCCAGCGGCGGUGGAUCCAGCUCGUCGACGGCGAGUACCGGCGCCGGAUCGCGGGCGACGACGCGCUCGUGCCGGGCCUCGACGAGUACGUCAUGGCGCUCGCCAACGACCAGAUCAAGUGCGCCGACUUUACCGAGGCGAUGAGCAACCGCCUCGAGCCGCUCGUGAGCACCAAGUACAAGCAGGCCAUCGUCGACAAGCUCAGCGACGCCAUGGACGGCUUCCUCGACGUCGCCAAGCGCUGCGUCCAGGUCCUGAUCGACGUCGUCUUCCACGACCUCAAGCCGGCGACCAAGGUCCUCCUCUCGCCCGCGUGGCACACGGCCGAGGUCAACCCGAUGCGCCAGAUUGUCGAGACGCUCCAGGACUACAUGGACGACUACCAGGUGCACCUCAACCCGAACCUGUUCGACCUCCUCGUCGAGGACCUCGUCGACACGUUCCUCAUCACGUACCUCGUCGCCGUCCGCCGCACGUCCAAGCUGCGCAUGCCCAUGGCCGUCGAGCGCAUGCGCGCCGACCUCGACCUCGCGUUCGACUUCUUCCUCGCGUACAAGCCCAAGACCGAGCUCGUCGCCUACUUUGACGUCCUCGAGAGCGUCCUCACCCUCAUCAGCGCGAGCAAGAUGAUGGUCUUCCUCGACUACUGGCCCUUCCGCAAGAAGUACGGCGCCAACCUCGCCUUUACCGAGGCGCUCAUGAAGGCGCGCGACGACCUCGACCGCUCGGCCGUGAGCGACAUCAUGGACUCGGUCAAGCGCAAGGUGCAGAGCGAGCAGGUCGACGCGCCCGAGCAGCCGAGCAUCUUUGAUCGGUUGCCGGCCAAGUAG
Rhodotorula graminis WP1 is the source of this 2343-nucleotide messenger RNA. RefSeq lists its product as uncharacterized. The record is from RefSeq and is a predicted model, not a curated record. Gene Ontology annotation, molecular function: SNARE binding. Lineage: Eukaryota; Fungi; Basidiomycota; Microbotryomycetes; Sporidiobolales; Sporidiobolaceae. The transcript has 6 exons. Gene Ontology annotation, cellular component: exocyst. The coding region runs from base 1 to 2343 and encodes 780 amino acids. Gene Ontology annotation, biological process: exocyst localization; exocytosis.